UCCCUCUUCUCAUUUGUUUCUUUGCAUAUAAUAUCUCAACAUACAGUGUGUACGGAGUAUAGUGACGUUUGUUUGGACACGCCUUUGUUGCUUGCUCUCUCUUUUCUCUCUCUCUAAAUUUUCCAUUUUUUUUUUUUUUUCUUCCCAUGAAGAAAUAUAAACCCACCACUAAUUUGUGAGUGCUUUACCAAUUGACUUGACAGACAUCAAAAGAAAAAAAGACUUAUAAAAUCUGACAAUCAGAAAACCAACAAAAACUUCUUGCUCCUUUGCUCUUUGUCUUCUUUCUCUUCUUAGCAUAAAUCCACCUCUUCUCCCUCUCUCUUGCUCGCCUCUUUUACCACAUUCUUUUUCUCUCUUUUCCUUUUGGGGAAAAUUAAGACACAGAGCGAGAGAGAGAAUCUGGUUCUCGUAGUGGGUUCUCUUGAUAAAUUUGUUUUUGGGUGUUGUUUAGUUUCUUUCUCUUUUUUGUUUUUGGCUAUGGAAGCUUGCUCUGUUCUUGAAGUAGACAUAAACGGAGAAGAAACUGUCUUUCUCAAUAAGCAAAUCAUAUGCAAGUAUUCUGGAACAUUCAGGAAACUGCUUGGGAAAUCUACUAGUUCCAAUGGUAAUCUCAAGGUUAUCUUUAAUGAUUUCCCCGGUGGAGCGGGAACUUUCGAGCUUGUAUCGAGAUUCUGCUAUAACAACGGUCAUUUUACUGUGAUGCCUUCGAAUGUAGUCUUCUUGCAUUGUGCUGCUACGUUCAUGGAAGUCCCUAAAGUCUUGCAAAAAACAAAAAAGUGUAUGGAAGAGAUUCGUUAUUGGGCUUGGCCAGAGGUUCUUCUUGGUUUGAAACAGUGUCAAGAACUUGAAACAUCGCCUGAAGCAGAUCCUUUAGCCUCGAUAUUGAUGGAUGCGCUUGUGGAGAAACUGUGUUUAGCCAUUGAAACGAGUCCCUCUAGUGCUGCUUCUGCUUGUUCACCAGAUAGCAGCUUGUUUCGGUUUUCUUGUGACAGUAAAAGCACAGAGAGUUUCAAAAAUAGCUCUGCUCGGUCAACAUGGUGGUUCGAUGAGGUUCUUGUUCUAAGUCCUCGUUUGGCUGAAAUGUUCUUGAAGCUGAUGAUCUCGCGGAAAUUUGACAAUCUCAUCAUAAGUAGAUUCUUGUUUUAUUACCAGAAGGUCAAGUUUUGCCCAGCGUCUUCUAAUGAGAAAAGAAAGAUUCUUGAAACCGCCAUUGAUACGCUUUACGUGUUAGACCGAAGCUGUGUUCCUUGCAAGAGCCUUUUCGGGGUUUUGAGGCUCGCUCUUGGAUUGAACAUAAACAAAGGCAGUAUGAACAAGCUAGAGCUUAUGAUUGGUCAUCAAUUGGAUCAAGUAACACUUGACAAUCUUCUUGUUCCAUCUCCAUUGAAAUCGAGUCACUUGUACUAUGUGAAUCUCGUUCUUAGACUCACAAAAGCUUUCCUCGACGAAGCAAGAAGAGGAUCACAACUGAAGAAAGUGGCGAGCUUGAUUGAUCAGUACAUAGCUGAAGUAGCACCUGAUCCUUGCUUGAAAUCUUCAAAGUUUCUAUCUCUCCUCACACUCAUUCCAGAUUCAGCUCGAGAAUCUCAUGAAGAUAUCUACCGUGCUAUUGAUAUGUAUCUCGAGGCUCACGCAGGAUUAAACAAUGGUGAGAAACUCAGCUUGGUAAGAACAUUAAGUUACGAGAAGCUUUCAAUCGAAUCAAGAGCACACAUGUCGCGUAACACAAAGUUUCAAGAGAUUGAGACACCAGAUGAACAACAACAACAACAACAGAAGCAGCUCAUACUCCAUGUGGAGAAGGUGGAGAUUUCAGGAGAAAAUGAGAAGUUGAAGGAACAUAUUGAAGGGAUUCAAUGGAGGGUAAUGGAAUUGGAGAGAGCGUGUUUGAAAAUGCAGAAUCAGAUGGAAGUUAUCAAGAAGAGAUCCAAGAGCACGAGCAGAGGAAGCAACAGAUCGCUUCCUAAGCUCUGUUCUUGAUUAGUAGUGUAGCUUAUAUUUGUACAUAAGAGUUAUAGAGAGAGCUUAAGGAGUCGGAUUGUACUUACAAUUUGUUUCUUAUUUCUCAAAGUAUUUAUCUUUUCUUGUUUA
This is a messenger RNA of Eutrema salsugineum, 2094 nucleotides long. RefSeq names its product BTB/POZ domain-containing protein At3g22104. NCBI's taxonomy places the organism in Eukaryota, Viridiplantae, Streptophyta, Magnoliopsida, Brassicales, Brassicaceae. The record is from RefSeq and is a predicted model, not a curated record. Bases 481 to 1983 code for a protein of 500 amino acids. The transcript has 3 exons.